Molecule: messenger RNA, 1429 nt
Organism: Micropterus salmoides (largemouth bass)
Lineage: Eukaryota; Metazoa; Chordata; Actinopteri; Centrarchiformes; Centrarchidae
Exons: 4
Coding region: 40-1401 (453 amino acids)
Source: RefSeq, a predicted model, not a curated record
CACAUAGUUUCAGGGCUACUGAUCCUCUGGCAAACAGAAAUGGCUUGUGGAGUUCAUUUGGGGAUCUUGCUGAUUUGCUUCAUAGAUCAUGUUUGCUGUUUAUGGGCUACAGAAGCUCAGAGCUCCCAGAGUCAAAACGGCAACAGAUAUGUUGGCAUCUCACAACAGGAUGUUGGACCAGGAAGACCUGGUGGCAAUUAUCCCCAGAAUCAACUCAGACAGGCCUAUGUUUCUCAAGGCUCAGCCCAGAGCAGUAGCCUCAACACAAACACUGCCGUUAGCAGGGGUUAUAGCCGGGGACUCUUUAGUAGUGGCUACCCUCAAGCUCUCUCACAGUCAGCUCAAGGUGGCUAUGCGUCAGUUGUUCCGGAGCGCAGAGCAGGGUCAAAACCUAACUGGCGAACGAGAAAGCUGAAUCGGGUGAAAGUGCCAACAUGGCAGUUACCUGGCCUCGCCACUCCUGUUGCUAGUGGGGGUUUUGUAAGUCAGUACAAUCGGAACCAGGAUAACGUUCUUGAUAACAGCAAGAAGAGAACUUGGCCAGUUCAGCAUGGUACACCUCGUGCUAGCAAACAGCACCGUAGCUCUGCAUCUGCUCAGAGGUCUAGCAAAAGCUACCCUUUCACAAUGGCCUCCCACCAGUCUGCAGCACAGAAAGCUCGCAGUGCUUCAGCUAAAUCACCAGUGUACAAUAUUGCGACAGGGUCUUCUAGCCUAUUUAGCGCAGGUGCUCUUGCUCCACAGACGCAUUCUGUACGGCUGCCGACAUCAGGCAGUGCCCCUGCUAGAAGAGUCUCUUCACGUCGUCGCCCUGAUUUAUCUAAACCCUCCUGUUUCUCACCUUCUCAAAAUGAGAGAACUAGAAGUGACCCAAGCCAGACUGAAGCUGCAAAACCAUACCAGAGCAGACUGUUUACUGUGAAUAGGGGACACGCCCAAGGAAGCUCCAAGUCUACUUCUACGUCCAACAUGGCCUAUAGCCAGCUCUUUCCAGUGUCUAGCAUAGGCAGCGUCCGACCAGGCAGUCUAGAGAUGCCCACAAGUCAAAGGUUGAGCUACAAACCCAGCUACGCCUCCAGUGAGCAGAUUACCAGCAGUACAGGCUCUCUCCAAGCCUCUUGGAACAGCAGGAACUCUGCCCAGGGAGCUCGUAACCUCCCUGCCUUUCAGCGGUUUGUCCCAACCAAAACCCUCAACAUCCCUCAGUGCUUCGGGGGCUACGCAAUCAGGCGGCUGAAGAAACCUGACCAGGAGGAAGAGGGUGUCCAGAAGCCACAGCAGACCUACACAGCUCGGUCAUGGCGGCCGGCGUCUCCCGAGCCACAUGUCCCAAGCAAAUUGCUGAGGAUAAGGCCAUCUUGGACUCUAGCCGGUGCAGCAGGUCCUUGGCCAACCUAUUAAUGUUUUGAAAUAAAGUUAUUAAUUUAAA